Oncorhynchus gorbuscha (pink salmon) is the source of this 3437-nucleotide messenger RNA. It is a transcript of the gene orai2, whose product is annotated as ORAI calcium release-activated calcium modulator 2. The record is from RefSeq and is a predicted model, not a curated record. The transcript is spliced from 2 exons. Gene Ontology annotation, biological process: store-operated calcium entry. The coding region runs from base 2113 to 3081 and encodes 322 amino acids. Gene Ontology annotation, cellular component: membrane. Gene Ontology annotation, molecular function: store-operated calcium channel activity. Lineage: Eukaryota; Metazoa; Chordata; Actinopteri; Salmoniformes; Salmonidae.
GGUUGCAUUAAAAGGUCAAAUGACGUCUUGGCAAAAAGGUCAAUCGUGUAGCUGUCUACUGAGCUAGCCCAUAACAUCGCCAACGCGAUGCUAGCCAGAGUGCCAGGAAGUCGCAUCGUCUUCUAUUUUCUAAGUAGCCGUAGCGAAAAUUUGGAUUGAUGGACGCUGAAAUGACUAAGGAAUUAAACAUUUUAUGAUGACACUUGGUUGCACUUAUUUUCUAGCUAGCUGACAUUCCACGCUUGGUUAUUGUUUACUAACCAGGUAACGUUAGCUAUCUUGUUAACUAAAGUAAGCGCGAGAUAUUUACCUAGCCUGCUGGAUAAAAAAAAAAAAGUUAUCUCCUACGUUGCACAAGGCUGUCGAUUGCGAUACAUUCAUACGUUGUUUUUUUUAGAAACUGACAUUUUAAUUUAGCAAAAAACUUCCUUGACUGAGGGAUGCGAAUGAGCUUCUGUAAUUAUCGCUCAAACUAUUCUCAGUGACUUUUUUUUCUCAGUGACAUUGUGACCAGUAGAACGCUAGCCAGUGACGUCAUUUGUCAAGAUCGUAAUGCAGGAUCCCUGAGUAUCACGCACAAAAUUAAUUAGCUAUUCAUAAUUUGACCAAGUUGUAAAUAAUUUACCGACGUAGGCAUCAAGGUCGUAUCCGGUUGAAUUUCCCUGACCAGGAUGUAGCCAUAUCUACACAAACUUAAACGCUACAUGUCUCAAGUUUUGCGGUAGCAAGCAAUUGGCAUGCUAUCUGCAUGAAUGUCUACCAUUAGAAUUUAAUGUUAAUUUGUCUUCCAUAAACUGCCUCGUUUUAGAGAAUUUGGCAGUUCGUCCGGACUUCCAACACGAGUAACCACGCCAGCCCAGGAGUUCCACAAAUCGGGCUGCUUAACCCGUGGGAUCGUCUGAGACCAGCCACCUGGACAGCUGAUGAAACUGGGUUUGCACAACCGAAGAAUUUCUGCUCAACUCUCAGGGAAGCUUAUCUGCAUGCUCGUCGGGCUAACCAGGGUCUUGACCUGACUGCAGUUCGGCUUUGUAAACUACUUCAGUGGACAAAUGCUCACCUUCGAUGGCCACUGGCAAGAUGGACAUGUGCGCUCUUUAAGAAUGAAUCCCGGUUUCAACUUUACCAGGCAGAUGGCAGACAGCCUGUAUGGUGUCGUGUGGGUAAGCGGUUUGCUGGUGUCAACAUUGUGAACAGGGCCCCAUGGUGGGGUUAUGGUAUGGGUAUAGGCAUAAGCUACAGACAAUUUACACUUUGAAUGCACAGAGCUACCAUGACGAGAGCCUAAGGCCCAUUGUCAUGCCAUUCAUCCACCACCAUCACCUCUUGUUUCAGCAUGCACCAUGGGGCCAUGCAUUGUCAAGGCCCUGUACACAAUUCCUGGAAGCUGAAAAUGUCCCAGUUCGUACAUGGCCUGCAUACACACCAAACAUGUCACUCGUUGAGCACGUUUGGGAUGCACUGGAUCGACGUCUACGAUAGUGCAUUCCAGUUUCCACCAAUAUCCAGCAAGGUCACACAGUUAUUAAAGAGUGGGACAACAUUACACAAGCCGGAUCAUCUCUGUACAAAGGAAAUGUGUCAUGCUGCACGUGGUCACCAGAUACUGACUGGUUUUCUGAUCCACACCCCAACCUAAUUUUUUUUAAAGGUAUCUGUGACCAACAGAUGCAUAUCUGUAUUCCCAGUCAUGUGAAAUCCAUAGAUUAGGGCCAAAUGAAUGUAUUUAAAUUGACUGAUUUCCUCAUGAACUGUAACUCGGUCAAAUCUUUUAAAUUGUUGCAUGUUUCGUUUUAUAUUUUGAUUCAGUGUAUGACUAAAAGGAGAUGUUUUACAAUCUGAGUUCUUUAUCUCUGUUAUAGUACAAUGGUUCCGAACCUUUUUUGCUUACUGUACCAUCUACUGAAUUUUGCUCUGCCCGCAGGAUGUAACCCGGACACUUGUUGCUACAGAUGGUAUUAUGGCACAAUCAAUACUUUCAAGCACUCACUGCUAAGAGUUAAUUUUUUUUGCUCUCAACUGUAGAUAGGUGAUGAAAGCCACUCAUAAAACAAGAGAAGCCCAGCCAUGUGAGUAGCCUAGGUUCAGAUAUGUCUCAGGAAUUCAGCUAUAAUGUUACAAUGUUGGACCACACUGUCAAAUUGGCCCACUGAUGAUAAACAUGAAAUCUGGGAAAAUCUCGAAUCAUUCUCUUUUUGUGUUAUUUCUUUUAACAUUUUCAUCCCUUCUUGUCAGCUAGUUGCCAUGAGCAGUGAGCUGAACGUGCCCAUGGGCUCCCCAGCCCCGGGGGGCUUUGAGCGGAUGCCGGAGGGUGGAGGGAUGGACUACAGGGACUGGGUGCGCCGCAGCUACCUGGAGCUGGUCACCUCCAACCACCACUCUGUGCAGGCGCUGUCUUGGAGGAAGCUCUACUUGAGCCGGGCCAAACUGAAAGCCUCCAGCCGCACCUCUGCCUUGCUCUCUGGCUUCGCUAUGGUGGCAAUGGUGGAGGUCCAGUUGGAGAUCCAGUACAACUACCCACGAAUGCUCCUCAUUGCCUUUAGCGUUUGUACUACGGUGCUGGUGGCUGUGCACCUGCUCGCCCUACUCAUCAGCACCUGCAUCCUACCCAACGUGGAGGCAGUCAGCAAUAUCCACAACCUCAACUCAGUCAGCGAGUCACCCCAUGAGCGCAUGCACCACUACAUCGAGCUGGCCUGGGGCUUCUCCACUGCCCUGGGCAUCCUGCUUUUCCUGGCAGAGGUAGUGCUUCUCUGCUGGAUCAAGUUCCUGCCCGUGGACUCUAGUUCCGCCAACCAGGUGGCGGUGGCUGCUGCAGAGCUGGCACUAUCCAAGCUGAACUGUAGUGGCCCCGCCCUGCCACCCAAGCCCACCCCUCCGCCAGGGCACAGUGGCUGGCAGGCAGCCCUGGCCUCCACCAUCAUUAUGGUGCCGGUGGGGGUUAUCUUUGUGGUAUUCACCAUCCACUUCUACCGCUCACUGGUGAGCCACAAGACAGAGCGCCACCACCAGGAGAUCGAGGAACUGCACAAAAUUAAGGUGCUGCUGGAUGGGUGCGAGAGAGGCCUACAGGCAGUGUGAUCUCUUUAGCUCUUCUCUCUAUUCUCUGCCUGUCCACUGUCAAUGCCUUCUCACAUUGUUGAGAAGCACCAAAAUUCCACUGAAUAAGUGGGAGGAUUAAGGACUUCCUUAUCCCCUAUUUAUCAAGCACCCUUUCCUAUUCAGCCUCUAGCCUGUUCAUUGUUAAUGUCUUCCUUAAAAAUUUUCUGGCAGAGAGCCCCAAAACUCCACUUAAUAUGUGGGAAGUUUAAGGAAUUCUCAGCUCUACUAAAUUAUGGAGGUCAAUGUUCAUAGUAUGUUAGUUUGAUUUGGAAAAUAGUAUCUUGUCUCUGUGAGAGCUGUAUUGAUUAUAUUUUUAAAGAUUAUUUUAAAGGGCU